Molecule: messenger RNA, 1518 nt
Organism: Closterium sp. Yama58-4
Lineage: Eukaryota; Viridiplantae; Streptophyta; Zygnematophyceae; Desmidiales; Closteriaceae
Source: the annotation of a GenBank genome assembly
AUGGCCGCGAGAGUUAUCCGCGCACCAGAGAGUUUCUUCGAGGCUCCGGAAAGGUACACAGUCCCUUCCGCCUCGGCAAUUCACUAUCAGCGUUCCACAUGUUACCCUGACGGCGAUUACUACCCCGCCGCGCAUCCUGCAGCGAAUCCCGCAGUUCGGCAGUGUGGCUCGGCGACUCAACCUCGUUUCAUCGCGCCGCCUCUCGACGCCAACUGCCUCCAAUCUCCGUCGACGUUCGAUUGGUCUCUGUCAACUUUUGACGGAUCUCCGUCAGCCCUUGACGAUUAUUCGUUCGACGCGGAAAAUCUAGCCAUCGAGGCAUUCCAAAACACAUCUCCGCACUCGUUUUUACCAAGUUACGCCAGCCACGACUUCGCCGAGCGCGUCGCCGACGGGUUCGAGGAUCCCGCGCGCCACCGCUAUCCCUCCGCGGCGUCGUGGAGCGGCGGAAACUUCAACGCGGCUCCGUUUCUGCAGAAACCUUCCGCCAGCCGCCGCGCCCACCGCCCCUCCCGCGCCUCCUGCGUCUCCCGCGCCUCCCCCCGUGGCUCUUGCGUCGUUCCCGUCACCUCCGCCCGCGAUUGUGCGGCGGAAACGACACACUUCGGCGACGCUGUCGCACGUCGACGGGACGGUUGCGUCGCCGCCCACAGCCCAACCCCGGAGGUUUCCGCGGCGGCGUGCGCGCGUGGGAUGAUCGUGCAAGCGGCGGGCGCGCGGCGACGUCCCGCCAUCGGCAUAAAAAAGCUCCGCGAGUUGGAGGCCGCGAAGCAGAGAACCGCCAAUCAAGCGGCGUCCGCGGUGGCGCAGGCGCACGCGCGGGUGGCAACGGCGGCGGAAUCAAAUGCGGUGGCUGUGGCGCAAGAGGAUGCGGUGGCGGAGACAACUGCGGGGACGGCGGCAGAGGAGGUGCCGCAGUUGCGCGCGACGCGCACCGUUCGACGGCCGUUACAACCAGCGAGGAGCAACUCCACGCCGCCGGAAGUGACGGAAAUGGCGGCGAUGGUGGCGAUUGGGCGGGGGAGGACAGCCGGCGGCACGGAAGCAGCGCGCAGCGGCGGCGACGGCGACGAUUCGGGGGAGCCAGCGGGGGUCGGGGGAACCGCGACGAUGAAUACGACAACGACGUGCAUGGGCCACAUGGGAAGCAGUUUCCGGGCGAACCGGGAGGAGCGAGCCGCGAUUCUCGGGCUCCAUUCCACGUCAGCGCCUCCCGAGUUGGGCGCGUACGAUAAUCGCCGCGAUUCCCGGCUCAGCGCAUCGAACUGUCGCGGAGUCCCCGCGAUGUUCCCUCCUCCCGUCGCACGCCGUCCGUCGCUCGAGUCGCUCGAGUCAGUCGCACAACAGGCGAGCAGCUCCCGCUCUCCUAGUCAGUCGCCGUCGGUCCCCGUUACAAGCACCACUACACCGUCAUUCGUCGCAGCCGUUCGCCGAACCGUUCGCGAAUUCGUCACCGCAGCGAUUUUCCGAGGACCAUUUACGUCCGGUCCCUGCGCGCACCGCGAGCGACUUCAGUGA